CGCGGGUGGUGCAUGAAUAGUAUUUCGCGGGAGAGUGGCUAGCUAACGGCAGGUUGUCUGCUGUCAACACGGAAUUUUACAACAGUUGUUACUAAAUUCACAAGGACAAUGAGUUUGUGGGUGGACAAAUAUCGACCAACAUCCCUCGGGAAACUCGACUAUCAUAAAGAGCAAGCCACCGAGCUGAAAAACCUGGUUCAAUGUGGCGACUUCCCACACUUGUUGGUGUAUGGUCCAUCAGGCGCGGGGAAGAAGACCCGCAUCAUGUGUCUGCUGCGGGAGCUGUAUGGAGCUGGGGUGGAGAAGCUUCGCAUAGAGCACCAGACCAUCGUGGCUCCCUCAAAGAAGAAAAUUGAGAUUAACACAAUAGCCAGCAACUACCACUUGGAAGUCAACCCAAGUGAUGCUGGAAACCAGGACCGUGUGGUGAUUCAGGAGCUGAUUAAAACUGUGGCUCAGUCUCAGCAGAUCCAGUCGAGCACCCAGAGAGAGUUCAAAGUGGUGUUGCUAACAGAGGUGGACAGACUCACAAAGGAUGCCCAGCAUGCCUUGCGUCGGACAAUGGAAAAGUACAUGUCCACCUGCCGCCUCAUCCUCUGCUCCACCUCCACCUCCAAAGUCAUUGGGCCAAUUAGGAGCCGUUGUCUGGCUAUCAGAGUUCCUCUGCCGAGCACAGAAGAGGUCUGUAAUGUUCUGACAUCAGUCUGUAAAAAAGAGGGUCUGCUCCUCCCACCUGAGCUGGCCAAGCAAAUUGCUGAGAAGUCUGGUCGCAACCUCCGCAAAGCCCUUUUGAUGUGUGAGGCCUGCAGAGUUCAGCAGUAUCCAUUCUCAGUGGACCAAGACGUCCCACAGACGGACUGGGAGGUCUACCUCAGAGAAACAGCUAAUGCAAUCGUCAGCCAGCAGAGCCCUCAGAGGUUGUUGGAGGUUCGAGCCAGGCUGUACGAGUUGCUGACUCACUGCAUCCCUCCUGAAAUCAUUAUGAAGGGUCUGGUGACAGAGUUGUUGAGUAACUGCGAUGGCCAGCUGAAGACGGAGGUGGCCCACAUGGCAGCCUACUACGAACACAGACUGCAGCUGGGCAAUAAGGCUAUCUAUCACCUUGAGGCCUUCACCGCCAAGUUCAUGGCCAUUUACAAGAAGUUCAUGGAAGACGGUCUGGAUGCUAUGAUGUUUUGAACAGGACUUAAUAUGUAGAUACUUUUCUUGACAGGAGUUCACCCUCAUUCAUUUUCUGAUCUCUUGCAUUUUUGCCCCAACAAGACUUUCUGUAGACUUGAUACAGAUUUGCAUCUGUAUUCUAUAAAGCACGGUGGUGACACUGACACUCGCCCCAGGAUGAAUCUUGAUUGUCUUAGAAUUUGUGACUUAAUGCCAUGAAUUGUUGGCCAAAACCUCAGCACUAUACACAGUUUGUAAACCUUGAACUGUUGCUCUAGUUGUGUCAAAUAACACAAACAGAGCAGUUUUGUUAGUGACAGUAGCAGGCACUGAUUUGUAUGGAAAAUACAGGACAAAAUGUUGUCCCUUUAAAAUCUACAUCAGAACAGUACAAUAAAUUGCUUUGUUGAUAUGUAAAA
Molecule: messenger RNA, 1580 nt
Organism: Micropterus salmoides (largemouth bass)
Lineage: Eukaryota; Metazoa; Chordata; Actinopteri; Centrarchiformes; Centrarchidae
Gene: rfc3
Product: replication factor C (activator 1) 3
Exons: 9
Coding region: 109-1179 (356 amino acids)
Biological process (GO): DNA repair; DNA-templated DNA replication
Cellular component (GO): DNA replication factor C complex; nucleus
Molecular function (GO): DNA clamp loader activity; DNA binding; ATP hydrolysis activity
Source: RefSeq, a predicted model, not a curated record